This is a messenger RNA of Rhinichthys klamathensis goyatoka, 2569 nucleotides long. RefSeq lists its product as uncharacterized. Gene Ontology annotation, cellular component: egg coat. Lineage: Eukaryota; Metazoa; Chordata; Actinopteri; Cypriniformes; Leuciscidae. Gene Ontology annotation, molecular function: structural constituent of egg coat; acrosin binding. The coding region runs from base 173 to 2569 and encodes 798 amino acids. The transcript is spliced from 9 exons. Gene Ontology annotation, biological process: prevention of polyspermy; binding of sperm to zona pellucida. The record is from RefSeq and is a predicted model, not a curated record.
UUUAUUCUUAUGAACCAAUGGAAUCACCCAGUUGCAUAAACUCCCACUCAUACAAGUCUGGAGAAUCAUGACUGUUAACGAAGAGGGAGGGAGUAUCAUUAAUUUGCCAAAAUCUGUAGAGUACAAAAAGACCAAAGGGCAGCAUCUCAACAGUGUGACUAGCUGUUGAACAAUGGCAGGAAGUUGGUAUGCAGUUCAGUCUCUGGCACUUUGUGUUUGGUUCGGUGCUUUCUGUCAUGCUGUUCCAAAGUGGAGUAAUCUUCCCCAGAAUCCUCAAACUCUGAUGUUUCAGCAAACUGACCAGCGGUUUCAACAACCAGUUCAACAGCAAGCUAGUCAACAGUUUUCUCCGCAGUUUCAACAGUUAGUUCAACAGCAAGCUAGUCAACGGUUUCCUCAGCCAGUUCAACAAGCUAGUCAACCGUUUCCUCAAUCAGUUCAACAGCAAGGUAGUCAACCGUUUCCUCAGUCAGUUCAACAGCAAGCUAGUCAAUGGUUUCCUCAACCAGCUCAACAAGCUAGUCAACAGUUUCCUCAGCAGUUUCCUCAGUCAGUUCAACAGCAAGCUAGUCAACAGUUUCCUCAGCAGUUUCAGCCUAAGCAGCCAGUGGCACAGGCAGAGCCGCUUGACAAAUGUACUGUAUCUGAUUAUGAGCAGAUCCAAUGUGGACCACCUGGGAUCAGUGGUGCUGAGUGUGCAGCUAUCAACUGCUGCUUUAACGGACAGCAGUGUUACUAUGGGAAGGCAGUGACUGUCCAGUGUAUAAGAGAUGGUCAGUUUGUGGUAGUGGUGGCUAGAGAUGUUACGCUGCCUCGAUUGAGCCUGGAUUCAGUCCGUCUCCUGGGUGGAAAUGAUCCAGCUUGCAGUCCUGUGGGAUCCACACCUUUCUUUGCUAUAUAUCAGUUCCCUGUCACUGCAUGUGGCACAAGCAUGAUGGAGGACAGUGGAUAUGUGGUGUAUGAAAACAGAAUGACCUCCUCGUAUGAAGUGGGUAUGGGACCACUUGGUUCCAUCACAAGGGACAGCCAUUUUGAGCUUCUCUUCCAGUGUAGGUACUCUGGUACUUCUGUGGAAGCUCUGGUUGUGGAGGUCAACACUGUUCCUCCACCUCCACCAGUAGCUGCUCCUGGACCCCUCAGAGUGGAGCUUAGACUGGCAAAUGGUCAAUGUGUCACCAAAGGCUGUGCAGAAGGGGAUGAGGCGUACACGUCCUACUACAGUGAUGCUGAUUAUCCGGUCACAAAAGUCUUGCGGGAACCUGUGUAUGUUGAGGUGCACAUUUUGGAGAGGACCGACCCCAACAUUGUCUUGAUGCUGGGACAUUGCUGGGUGACAUCAACCCCUAGUCCACUCAGUCUACCCCAGUGGGACCUUCUGGUUGAUGGAUGCCCUUACCAGGAUGAUCGUUACCUGACCACAUUGGUUCCCGUGGCUGGAUCAUCUGGUCUUCAGUUUCCAACCCACUACAAGCGCUUUGUUGUGAAGAUGUUCACAUUUGUAGAUCCAGCAUCACUGGCUCCUCUGCAGGAAACGGUCUUCAUCCAUUGCAGUACAGAGGUGUGCCAUCCCUCUUCUGGCUCUUGUCAGCAAAGUUGCUCCAGGCAAAGUCAGUGCUUCCUGUUAUUUAAACUGUUUAAUUUAGCUUGUGUUUUAAAAGUUGUGGGAGUGUUAAAUUCUGGGUCCGGACGGACAUGUUCGGGUGUGGAUGCCGAGCUGAUGCGUCUCCUGGUGAAGGCCGUCGACCGCCUCGGCCUCGAGUGGUCACCGUCCAAGGAGCCCGCGCUUAACCGCCUGGACGGCUGUUUUCUUCAGCGCCGCCAUCAGCCACCGGCUUCAAGGCCUGCUCCUUUUCUGCCGGAGCUCCACGCUGAACUCUCUAAAUCAGGGAAUGCACCUUUCUCCGCGAGGCUCUACACCAGUGUCUCCGCGACGCUUUCCCGCGUGGACGGUGCCGCCGAGAAGGGGACCACAUCAGCUCUCGUCGGCCGUGCCUUCGCCGCCAGACAGGCUGCUUCCGCCCUGCACUCUAUGGCCAUUCUGCAGAUCCUGCAAGCCGACCUCCUCCGCGAAUGGGAAGAGAAAGGCUCGGGUCCAGCUGCGAUCGCUGAUCUAAGGAGCGCGACGGACCUUUCCCUCCGCGCCACAAAGGCCGCAGCUCAGGUCAUCGGCAGAUCCAUGGCUGCGCUAACCGCCACAGAGAGGCACCUCUGGUUGACGCUCGCAGACAUGAGGGAGUCUGAGCAUGCCACUUUCCUCAACGCGCCGCUCUCCCCCACCGGUCUCUUCGGCCCAGCUGUCAACGGCAUCGUGGAUCGCUUCUCCGAAGUACAGAAGACCUCGCAGGCCAUGAAUUUGUUUCUGCCACGACGCUCUAGCUCAGCCACAGGCCGCUCACGUGACAAGCCGCCUGCUAGAAGCUCCACUCAGCGUCCAGCCAAGCCUGCCGCCUCGCAGCGUCGACAGGGCGGCCGCCUUAGAUCGCGCUCGGACAGCCGCCACAGGCCGCCUCCCCCGCGGGGACCCCGGCCGAGGAUUGUGUUGAAACCCGAGCAAGCAAAGCCCUCCUAA